Messenger RNA from Mesorhabditis belari, 609 nucleotides. The record is from the annotation of a GenBank genome assembly. Lineage: Eukaryota; Metazoa; Nematoda; Chromadorea; Rhabditida; Rhabditidae.
AUGUCACGAAGCCUUUUUCUCUUAAUAUUAGCUCCGACGUUAGCUUUGGCAGCGAUUCAAUGUUAUGUUGGGCAAAAGUUGUUCGCUUUGGAAAGUAAUAUGGCAGUUUGUGCUCCAUUCGUUCCAUAUCAUUGUGCAAUUGCGUGUGAAUGGAAACACAAUUGCUCAUCAACGGUUGGAUAUGAGGCAUUCUCUGGAAGAAGGACUUUCGUUUCUGGCCUCUUAAUCAACUCUAAAUCGUUAAUGGCACUUUGUUGUACAUCGUUUGCGACAAAAAUUGAAUCUGAUAAUCGUGGUGAGCGUUGUGCGUGGAGAGAUUGGGACUCAAUCCCCGUUUUGGGUCCAUCGAUUCGAGCCGAACCUGUACUUGGAGUUAAUCAUUACAUUCGUGAUAUUGAAAUGGAAAGAGAUGGUGAUUCAAGAGUCGAUGCAAGAAUUGAAGUCUGUCAAUAUCAGAAAGAGAUGGAUAGUUGUCAAGCCGAGAAACUCGAAGAAGCUGAGCAACACCGAUUGAAUCUAUUAAAGCUGCGUUUGGAGCGUUUCCAAAGCAAGUACGAUCUACAGAAAGAGAAUCAGGCGCCGAAAAUCGAGGAACCGGUUGUAUCUCAU